AUGUCAGCUGAUCAUUCAAGAGAUCCAUGUCCUAUGGUGAUAUUAAACGAUUUCGGUGGUGCUUUUGCCAUGGGUGCCAUUGGUGGUUGUGUAUGGCAUGGUAUUAAAGGUUUCAGAAAUUCUCCAUUGGGUGAGCGUGGUAGAGGUGCAGUUAGUGCCAUCAAAGCUCGUGCGCCUGUUGUUGGUGGUAAUUUUGGUGUUUGGGGUGGUCUUUUCUCCACAUUUGAUUGUAGUGUUAAAGCUGUAAGGAAAAGAGAAGAUCCAUGGAACGCUAUCAUUGCUGGUUUUUUCACAGGUGGUGCUUUAGCUAUUAGAGGUGGUUGGAAACAUACUAGAAAUAGUGCUAUCACAUGUGCCUGUUUAUUAGGUGUCAUUGAAGGUGUUGGGCUAAUGUUCCAAAGAUAUGCUACUUGGCAAGCCAAACCAAUGGCACCUCCAUUACCUGAAGGUCCAGGCUCUGCCCAACCUUUACAAGCUUAA
Henningerozyma blattae CBS 6284 is the source of this 480-nucleotide messenger RNA. It is a transcript of the gene TIM17, whose product is annotated as protein transporter TIM17. Bases 1 to 480 code for a protein of 159 amino acids. The transcript has a single exon. The record is from RefSeq and is a predicted model, not a curated record. Gene Ontology annotation, molecular function: transmembrane protein transporter activity. Gene Ontology annotation, biological process: protein import into mitochondrial matrix. Lineage: Eukaryota; Fungi; Ascomycota; Saccharomycetes; Saccharomycetales; Saccharomycetaceae. Gene Ontology annotation, cellular component: TIM23 mitochondrial import inner membrane translocase complex; mitochondrial inner membrane.